This is a messenger RNA of Struthio camelus australis, 3677 nucleotides long. NCBI's taxonomy places the organism in Eukaryota, Metazoa, Chordata, Aves, Struthioniformes, Struthionidae. The record is from RefSeq and is a predicted model, not a curated record.
GUCUCUCCUGCUUGCAGAGCUUUGAAAUCUCUCUUUGUCAGCCAUUUCCCAUGCACUCUUGCAUCAGAGCAAUGCCAGAGGCUAAGAACCCAAAUGUGAGAGAACACUAGGCAAUGCACUGUAAAUCCAGGCUAGUGAGUGCCACAUACCCUGGUGCUGGAUACAAGCUCCAUGAAUCGCUGGCAUCAGCCUCACCAUCUUGUUAUUGAGAGAUAGAAGUCUGAAGGUGAGUGGCAAGGGCAAAAAGGGGUCGGUUCUGAGGGGUAUGUUUUCUGAUUGGUGUGACUUUAUGCUGGAUUAAGAGGUUUACUUUCCCUCUGGUUAUUCUCCCUGAGAGGCAGCAGGACUUUUGUGUGUCUCUUACAUGGGAGUGUCGUUGGAGAACUUGUUGAGGGUCUCAGAAUAGUGAUACGUCAUUUACCCCAGAACGUGGGUCUUUUUAACAGAGAAAUAAAUAUAUGUAAGUACAGAGCAGUUAGUGAUUUCAAGAAAACUUGACUCCAUUUGUGAGGGGCUUGUCACAGCCUUCCUGGUUAGAGGCCCACAGUUUCCAGAGUCUGGUUUUCUAAAGGUAAAAUAAACCAAAACAAAAAUAAAAUGAAGACUUCUCAGUCUACCAGCAAACUAACCGGGCCGCCAGGGCCAUAUCCAUUUCCUUUUCACAGCCUGAUGCAAAGGAGCUCCCAGACUCUGAAGAGCGAGAGGAGGGCCUGCUGCCGCUGAAUGAAAUAAUCUGAACCUAUUGUAAAUGUGUGUUGAUGGGUGCAUAAAUGAUCCUGAUCCGGUGUUGAUGGGGCCUAGGAGCUUUAAUGUUGUUGAUGCGUGGACUUUUUCCUGCAGAUUCAGUGGCGUGAGAGCUGGCAGCACCCUGGGGAUUAAGCAGCCUGUCCCCAGGGCUGGUCCUUCUUCCAGCAGCAGGUCCUGGCACAGCAGUCCCCCAGCCCAGCUCCUAGUGCUGCCUACAGCAGCAGCAGGCAUCUCUGACAGCCCACUGGGGCAGUGAGCACUGGAGAAAAGGGCUCCUCUCUGCUGCGUCUCAGCAUUUUAUGUUUUCCAUGUGCUGGGACCAAUCCUGUAGCAAGGCCAAGAGAGUUGUCCCUCUAUGGCGGCUCUGCUGCCUCCCUCCCUCUCUCCCAAGCAAAUCUGCCCACCAAUCCCUGCCCUCCUGCUAAUGUUGUGUUUGCCCCCAAAAGGGAAAGACAGGGAAUAAAAGAAUGAGUCAUCUGGGGGAUUUUUCAUCCUCCCUCUCCCUGCAUCCCCAGUGAAGCUGAGAUAUUACAGUUACACCAUUAAAAUAUUUGCAGCACUCUUAAUUUUCCUAAAACUGACUGUGCCUGGGCCUGAGAACUGACAAAACAAAUCUGAAAAAUCAGCUCUGUCUUGCAGCAUCCUCAGGCUGUUCUCACACUGCUGUUGCCCUGCCCCCUGCCCCGAGUUACCACAUCACGGUCCCAGAGCCAGAACCCUUGGUCGUUCGCCCCAUGCAGAGCUUGGGCUCAGUCCCACAGUACAGUCACAUCAGAGACAAGAUUCCUGUCGUCUUGAUCAGGGUCAUAGUCCUUAUCUUACCAUCUAUAUUUUACAGCUAUGUUAUAUCGGCGCAAGCAGGGAUUCUGUUCCCUGUCUGUAAGAUCAAGAUGCAGCCCUUUUCCAAGGGGAUGCCAAACUGCUGCUUCAGCCCUGAUGCCCUCUUCUGGCCCUUCACUUGGAGAUGAAGGAGGAUAGGAGGAGGCCAAAGACGGCUGGAGGGAUGAGUCAGAUACACUGUCCAUCCUUAGUGCACAUAGAUUUUUAUUCUUUGCGAGCUCUGUAUCUCAGCAACAUCAGAUCUCGGCCCAGUGACCCAGCUGGUCCUCCAGGGCCUGCCCUAGCCCCUGGGCUGUAGCAUGCUCAGGUCCCACCAGAGCUGAGCUGGGGUCUGAGGCUCUUUCAGGGAGGAGAAUUUAUUGAUUCUGUACUUGUGCCACCUGCAGGCCAGAGGAAAAUCCAUUUGAUCUCCAUUCACAGUUCAGUUCACAGCUGCCUGGAUUGGCUUCCUAAAGGGCUGGUAGCUCUUAAAUUUCAUCUUCUGUAGUUUCACCGUCUGAUUCCCAUCUCUGAGAUAAUGUCCUGGAAGGAGAAGCACAUAAGUCCACCCCCUUGUUUCAUCCAGCGGCUGGACCACCUCGUGUUGACUGUGAAGAGCAUUGAGGACACUGUAGCCUUUUAUUCCAAAGUCCUGGGCAUGGAGGUGGUCACUUUCAAGGGAAACCGCAAAGCUUUAUGUUUUGGCUGCCAGAAGUUUAACCUCCAUGAGGCUGGGAAGGAGUUCGAACCCAAGGCUCGAUACCCAGUCCCCGGUUCUGCAGAUGUUUGUCUUAUCACACAGAAACCCCUGGACCAGCUGCUGGAACACCUGAAGGCCUGCGGAGUGAAGGUUGAAGAAGGUCCUGUGGCCAGAACUGGUGCCGUGGGUCCAAUAACAUCCGUCUACUUCCGAGACCCCGAUGAGAACCUGAUCGAGGUUUCUAGGUACAGCACAGAUACGACAGGUGUGACUGCAGUUAGCAGAGGGGAACACUAACCACAGACUACACUUUGCCUGAGUUCCAGCAGGAGACAGGACACAGAGGCCAGGAUUUUAAUGGCCAGUUUACGUUCUACAUUGCAAACCUAGAACAAGAUUCAGCUUUCAUACCCACAGAGCAAUAAAAAGUAGAUCUGCAUGAACUUUUGAGAGCUAUCCCUCAAUCCUGCUUUUAUAAAUCUCCACUGAUGGAGACUUCAUGACCGUCCUGGAAGAUCUGUCCUGCUGCCACACAUUUUCCUAAUGUCUGACGCCUCUUUUGCUGCAUUUGAAGCCUAUGAUUUCUGCCCUGUUCACCAUGAACACAAGGAACUUGUCAUUCCUUUUCUCUUAAUAGCCACUUUUUUGCACGCUUGAAGAUUUCUGCAUCUCCCUUUUUCUCUGCCUGCUUAGCAUGACCCAGCCUAACUGGCACUGCUGGCUCUAACACUAAGUCACUGAUUUAAAUCCAGCUGUGGCUAUUGAAAGCCACCUCCUGUCUGGGAUUGGGGAACUGGACCUCAGCAUUUGACACACACAGCACUCGUGAGGCUCUGUGCCUCAUAUUCAGCACUGCAUAAAUACUUGAAUAGUUAUGGUGCAUCUGUCACCCAGGCAUGGGGCAAAGUAGAGACACAGUGGCUGUAUGCCUGGAAGUCAGGGAGUUCACCUAGAUUCUUUCAGGGAGGAGGGGGAAAUAGGGUGCCAAAAAGGCCCUGGCAUCAGGCAUGAAACCUCCGCUUUGGCUCCCCCCUGACAGCCCUUUGUUGCCCAGUCACAUUCACUUGUUUUACUGGUGCAGUAACAGGGCUUGCCUCUGGCCCUGAGGCCCCUGCAUCAGCUGCAUCUGUCUGGCCUGUGCAUUGCAGGUACCAAGGGAAAGGUGCAACCUUGUACUGCAGCUGGGAAGCGUUUGCUCCUCCUUUCUUUCCCCAUGGAUGACACAUUCCCAUGGGCUGUGGGUCUUGGUCAUUCCUUCUCAAAGGAGCAGCCUCCCUGCAAACCCUGGAUCCCCGUGGCAACGUGUUUGGUCCUGGGAGAACCUCUGGGCCAAGGAGAGGAAGGCCGAUGCUCUUGCCUCGGGUCCAGAAUAGCUCCAGUGCUUGAAGAAGUGUUAACAUGGAGCUACCUG